This is a messenger RNA of Mycena citricolor, 1757 nucleotides long. The record is from the annotation of a GenBank genome assembly. NCBI's taxonomy places the organism in Eukaryota, Fungi, Basidiomycota, Agaricomycetes, Agaricales, Mycenaceae.
AAUCUUCGUCUGUGGUCAUUCUCGUGUCUCUAUAGAUCUCCGGUCUCCCGGAAAACUAUGCUGAGACAACAGUUGUCCCACUACACUUCGGAUGUUCGGAAUAUUAUUCUAUCUUUGAGAUGUAAUCCGGAUCCGAGAUUGCCUCAGUUACGGGUGAUCCCAUCACAAAUGACGUCACUUCUUGCACUUAUGGAUUUCCGCAGGCUGUGGAAACCCAAAAUUUAUCCCUGCCCGAGCGGAUUUUUCUCUCCGAGUUACACAGAGCCCUCAGUCAUCUCACCCGUCGAUGCACUGCUCGCUGUGUGCUCUCACCAUCGAAACAGAGAUGACGUCACGAACCUAUGCGUGUCAUCCGGAUUACCCAUUAGCGGGUGCCCAAAAUCUGAGUCAUGACUCACCAACCCUGCUUCAAUCGCGCAGUAAGCAAUCGUGCAAUCGUGGUCUUCGCAGUCAGCACAGCCCGAAAUAUUUCCAAUCGCCGCACAUCUUAUAAUACCCAUCGUUCGACAAGAUGACUCGUAACUGCCACCACAUUCGACGACGCCCACCGUAAAUCGCUAUGACCGCCAGCUCCGAAUACGACUAUUCCUCCUGGUCGCCGGCGUCUUCGUCAUCAUCUUCCUCAAGCUCGCCCGUCCACCCCGCAUCUCUUGUGGACCCGGAAAUGCACUCGUCUGCCAUGCUACAGCUUAUCGAUGCUCAAGUGUCGAAAGCCUUCGUCGAAUACAUCGCGCAAUUCGUGACGGACGUCGUCUCCUUCUCUCUAACCCGCGACCACCCAAAACACAUCGAGCCCACUCGCGGCCGAGCACCCCGCCGCGCCACGCGCCUCGCCGACUUCAUAUCCCUCAUCGUCACGCGCGCCGAAGCAGAGCCAGCAACGCUGCUAGUCGCGCUCGUCUACCUCGCGCGCUCGCGCGCACACCUCUCGAUCUCGUCUCCGCACGGUGCGGCCGAGCGCCUGUUCCUCGGCGCGCUGAUGACCGCGAGCAAGUACACGCAGGACAGUACGCCGCGGAACGAGCACUGGGCGCUGGUCAGCGGCGUGUUCGGCACGGCUGACAUGGGGAUGAUCGAGCGCGAGUUUCUUGCAGUGCUCGAUUGGGAGCUGGGCGUGAGCGAAGCAGAGGUGGUGGUGCAUUGGGCCGGGAUCGUCGGUGGCGAGCUGUCGGAUGUCGAGGAGGAGGAGAGGCAUGCUUCGUCUCGGGGACACGGCUACCACGAGCGGUUGCGUCUACGUCACACCCACCAUCGCCACCACUACCGGCAGCGGUCGGUGCCUAGGCUCGAACCGUCCAGUCCAGGCAGCAGUUGCGCCAGCCUUUCGCCAAGGACGCCUGCGCACUCCCCAUCUCGCCCCGCUCCGGCCGUCCACCAGAAGCAUGUCGCCAUCCAGCCGUCCAGGCCAAUCCAGGUCGUGUGAUCAGGCGCUUCUAAGAUCGUCUUCCACACCUCUACUCCGUCUUCGUUGACGAUGCCAUCGAUAAACAUCCGAUGCACCACCGCGUUCCUCGCUGUUCAGCAUGCUAGAACCAGUCGCUACGGUCACUUCGCCCCGCAUUAGAUAUUCUGCCUCGGGGUGAGUAAUGUAUCAAGUAAUGUGUCGACUCAGGUUCACCGCCACCCAAAUCUAUAUCUACGCACCUGCUAGUCACUAGUAUUGUAUAAACCGCAGCGAUCACAGUGCACCCUUAUGAGGGGCUCGUUCUGCUGUACACUGCAUCGCUUUCUCAAUUGAAUUAUCGGUCCAAUAUUUG